Molecule: messenger RNA, 1506 nt
Organism: Candidula unifasciata
Lineage: Eukaryota; Metazoa; Mollusca; Gastropoda; Stylommatophora; Geomitridae
Source: the annotation of a GenBank genome assembly
AUGGCUUCUUUGAGACAAGUCAGCUUUCUGGAGUGUAUAUUUAUGUUGACUGCUUGCCCGUUUGUCAGCUGUAAACCAAACAUCGUGUUUAUUGUCGCAGAUGACUUGGGUUGGAAUGACGUGGGCUUCAACAACCCAGACAUUAUAUCCCCUAACAUUGAUGGCUUAGCCAAGUCUGGAAUUAUUCUCAACCAGACAUAUGUGCAGCCUCUGUGUUCUCCGUCUCGUUCCGCCUUGAUGACUGGCAUGUACCCUUUUCGUUUGGGCCUGCAGCAUGUAGUGAUCCUUGCGUACCAGAACGUAUGUAUGCCUCUCAACCUGACAACCUUGCCUGAAGUACUGAAGAAGGAGGGCUAUGCCACUCAUAUAGUCGGCAAGUGGCAUCUGGGCAUGUGCAGAUGGGAGUGCACGCCCACUUACAGAGGCUUCGACAGUUUCUAUGGUUACUACAAUGCAGAAGAAGACUACUAUACCAAAGAUGUUGGAGGCGGUUAUGAUUUUCGUGACAACAAAAGAGUCGCAACAGAAGCGAAUGGCACCUAUUCUACCGAUCUCUACGUGGAGAGGUUCAAGACAAUAAUAGCAAACCACAAACAGGAUACGCCUCUGUUUUUGUAUUUGCCUUUCCAGAAUGUCCAUGCACCCCUGGAGGUGCCAGACAAGUACUACAAUAUGUAUCCAAAUAUCAGAGACCAUGAUAGGCGUACGUUUUCGGGAAUGGUAACAGCUUUGGAUGACGCAGUUGGAGAGGUAGUGUCAGCUUUACAGCAGAAGGGACUCUAUGACAAUACAUUGAUUGUAUUUACAGCCGACAAUGGUGGAUGGGUGACAUUCGGGGGCAAUAACUAUCCUCUCCGAGGUGGAAAAGUGACAGUUUUUGAAGGUGGGACUAGGGCUGUGGCAUUUGUUCAUGGACCAAUGUUUCAAAAAACGGGAGUAAGAUACGACGGGCUGUCUCACAUCGUGGACUGGUUCCCGACGCUAGUCGAAGCUGCUGGGUCCAGUUAUAAAGAUCCGACGCAAGAUGGAGUCAGCCAAUGGAAAUCACUCCUAUCGUUGUCCCUGCCUUCCGGUCGAGAUGAAGUUGUUUACAACUUAGACUACAGUGAAUUUCCUGAACAAGGAAAGGCGGCUAUUCGAGUUGGAGACUACAAAUUGAUAGCGGGGUACCCUGGUUUGUAUCCAGACUGGUACAAGCCGGCCCAAGCACACAUGUCUUCAGUUACAAGAGUGGACAAUGCUGUCAGUAACAAGGGCACAAGAGUCGCCAGGACACCAGGUGAACAAGUGACUUCAGCAGCGCCAAAAAAUUUCUAUUUAUUUAACUUGAAAGACGAUCCGACAGAACACAACAACAUCUACGACUCUCAUCCAGACAUAGUCAGCAAUCUCACAGCAAGGCUGCAAGCUCACAUGAGUAGAUACGUGCCUCCCAACUACCCACCGCCCGACCCCGCCUCUGACCCAGCCAAGUGGGGUGGAGCCUGGUCUCCUGGCUGGUGCUAG